This is a messenger RNA of Bactrocera latifrons, 758 nucleotides long. It is a transcript of the gene Trs20, whose product is annotated as probable trafficking protein particle complex subunit 2. Lineage: Eukaryota; Metazoa; Arthropoda; Insecta; Diptera; Tephritidae. Gene Ontology annotation, biological process: endoplasmic reticulum to Golgi vesicle-mediated transport. Bases 291 to 713 code for a protein of 140 amino acids. The transcript has 2 exons. The record is from RefSeq and is a predicted model, not a curated record. Gene Ontology annotation, cellular component: cytoplasm; TRAPP complex; nucleus.
AAAUAAGUGAAGAAUCGAUAACUGAGAGUAUAUUACGCUAAUUUUCAAAUAUAAUUAAUGGAACGGAAUAAUAUUUUUCAAAGUUUUUAUAAAUAAUCCAGUGCUGUUCUUUCAUCCACUUAAUUACACAAUUGUUAACAGCUAGUCUAUGUUAAUGGUUUAUCAUAAGCAUUGAAAAAAUUAGAAUUAAAUCGAUAACUCCUCCUUAUCACUAAUUUUUCUGAAAUAUACAUAGUUUUGUAUAUGUCAUCAAUAAGAAGAAACAAAUAGGAAUUUUUUCAUAAAUAAACAUGUCAACGUUCUACUUCGUCAUCGUUGGACACAAUGAUAAUCCUAUAUUUGAAAUGGAGUUUAGCACAGUCAAUAAAGAGUUGCGUAAAGAAGACAGUCGUCACUUGAGUCAAUUCAUUGCACAUGCCGCGUUAGAUCUAGUAGACGAACACAAGUGGAGAACGCCCAAUAUGCAGUUCAAGUCCAUCGAUAAAUUUAAUCAAUGGUCCGUGUCCGCAUUCGUAACCGCCAGCCAGAUACGCUUCAUUAUUGUGCAUGACAACAAAAAUGAUGAUGGCAUAAAGAAUUUCUUUAAUGAAAUGUACGAAACAUAUAUUAAACAUUCCAUGAACUCAUUUUAUAAAAUCAAUACGCCCAUCAAAUCGCCUGUUUUCGAAAAGAAAGCACACCUUUUCGGGCGUAAAUUUUUGCUAUCAUUAUAAUCGUUGUAUAGUUUAAUAAAUAUAGAAGCAUAUUAUUUAUAAGUA